Saccostrea cuccullata (small rock oyster) is the source of this 1167-nucleotide messenger RNA. RefSeq lists its product as uncharacterized. The coding region runs from base 44 to 976 and encodes 310 amino acids. The transcript is spliced from 9 exons. The record is from RefSeq and is a predicted model, not a curated record. NCBI's taxonomy places the organism in Eukaryota, Metazoa, Mollusca, Bivalvia, Ostreida, Ostreidae.
UCCGAUAGUUCAGGCCGCUUAUAUCACAAUAUAAACAGAAACAAUGAGAGACACGUGUAUGUGGAGACCGAUUUUGUGCAACGUUUUUCUUGGUUUAACUGUAUUUUUUGGCAGAGUCAACUCUGUUGAUGAGAAGAAUGCUUUAGAAUUACAAAGAGACGUACAGCAAAAUAAAUAUGUCCUCGUCAUGUUUGUAAAUGGAAAUAAAGAAGACAGUCAGAAAGCCUUGGCUGAAUUAGAACAGAUACAGACACCAGACCUUUAUGAUCAAGAGGUACUAAAGGUGACGUGUAAUGACCAGACCUUGGCUGGAAGCCUUGGGGUGAAGUCUCUCCCACAGAUCGUGUUCUACCGGGACAAAGUCCCCGUCCUGUACGAUGGGGACCUGACAGCACCUGCAAUACAGAUGUGGGUAGAUCAGGCAAAGGAAGUAAAUCUUCAAAGUCUAGAUGACUCUUCUUUUGAACAUCUAACACAGGCAUCAACAGGUGCUACAACUGGGGACUGGCUGGUCAUAUUUUACAAAGACUCCUGUAAAGAAUAUUUACCUGCAAUAGAAGGGACGGGUGUUCUGGUCAGGCAGAAGAUGAACGUGGCUCAAGUGAACAUAGAGGACAGCCCUGAGACUGCCAAAAGAUUUAACAUCAAGAGUUGUCCUGAAACUUAUUUAUUCCAUCAUGGUAAAAUGUAUUCCUACAUCUCCGAUAAACCAGAUGUUUACAGAGUUAAGUCCCUUGUCUCCUUUGUGACUUCCUGGUAUAAAAAUGUAGAGGGCCGCAAAGUACCAGUUAUACCCACGGCAUUUGAUAAAUUAACAGAAUCUAUAGCAGAUUAUUUAAAGGAAAAAUUACAAAACCCACAAGGAGGCAACUUCCUGUUGAUAGGUGGCGCUGUGAUGGCAGUGGUGGCUUUUGUUUUGGCAGUAGUUGUGGCAACAUGUUCAAGGAAUGCAAAAAAGCAUGACAAACAGGAAUAACUCUUUUCAAGUACUUAAUCUUGUUAGAGGUGUUAAAUUUUCUGUUUUGUAUUUAUAUUUUUUUUAAUGCAAGAAAGAGUGAGAGAUAAAUGGGUUAUGUCAGUAAUAUCUGUUUGCAAAAGACUUAAAAAUUCUGUUGGGCAUUCAUUUUGUUAUGAAAACUGCAAUAGAAAUAAAUCUGGAAAAUGGCA